Molecule: messenger RNA, 676 nt
Organism: Rosa rugosa (rugosa rose)
Lineage: Eukaryota; Viridiplantae; Streptophyta; Magnoliopsida; Rosales; Rosaceae
Exons: 4
Coding region: 133-474 (113 amino acids)
Source: RefSeq, a predicted model, not a curated record
UCUCUCUCUCUCCCUAAGCAUUUGUGGUAAGCUAUUUUUCUCAGAUAUUCAUCGGCUCGCUUUUUGCUUCCUAGUUAGGGCUUGUAAUCGAUUUUGCUUCACAAAUCGAUAUCAGUAGGAUAAUUGAUUCCAAUGGCAUCAAGGUUGGCUGCAAGGUUUUUCUCUCGGAGGAUGUCAAGCAGUGGAAAGAUACUGAGCGAGGAGGAAAAAGCUGCAGAAAAUGUUUACAUCAAGAAAAAGGAGCAAGAGAAGCUUGAGGAGCUUGCACGAAAGGGCCCUAAACCAGAAGAAAAAGCAACUGCAGGCCCGGGGGAAUCGAUAACUGAUGCCAAACCAAGUGGUUCGAGCUCAACUGCCAAUGUAUCAACUGACAAGUACAGGAAUUAUGCUGUUGUAGCUGGUGUUAUCACUGCUGCUGCUGCUUUGGGAUGGUAUAUCAAAGGAAGUGAAAAGAAGGCAGAAGUGCAGGACUGAGGUUGAAAUGUCUUGUUGUGGGACAUUUGAACCAUCAAUUAGUAUCACGCAGUUAGCAUAGAAAUAAAGCAAACUAUGAACUUUCAAGGUUUCUGUUCUGGCUGGUGUAUACUUUGUUGAGUUUUGAGGCACUGUUUCCGUUUCGACCUCUUCUUUUCCCAGAAAUAUAAAAAUGAAUGGAGGAUACCUUUCAAGCAUUCAA